AUGAGUUCCUUGGUUAUAAAUUCUUCAGGAGAUGGCAGUAGUGCAGGCUUCGACCUCAUUCAAAACCGCAUCGAAAAUCUGAGCAGCAAGAUGGACAAGCUGAUCCACAUUCAAGAAAGGGUCCUCAAUCGACUAGAUGGAAUGUCUCAAGACAUUGACAUCAUUGAGCAGGAUAUGGAGAAUUUGAAGGUUGACAAAGAGGAAAUCCACCUUCCUCCCAGAGUAGUGAACCAAACUCAGGUGAUGGGGCGAGAGGUGAGGGAGAUCUGCCAGGAGAUGAGCACCAUAAUGUCAGUGGUCAACCAGCGAUCCGAGCAGCAGGCUCAGAAACUGGAGGGAAUGGAAAAACUGGUCCUUAGCAUGCAGCAGGUGAUCAGCUUCAUUGGGGAGACGGUGAAGAGUUCAAAAGUUAUGGAGAUGAUGUUCAAAGGCCCUGCCGCUCGCAAGGGCUCCAAACACAAAGACAGCAAAGGAAAAAAAGCUAUUAAGAAGAAAUCAUCCACAGAGGCUAUAAAUAGGAAGCUUGAAAAGAAAGCUGCCUCUUAUAAGGCCAGUAGAAGGAAACAAGAGAUAGUACCUGCAUGUGAGCCCAGUUGUCUGCAUUCCAAUCACAAGAUAAAACUCCAUGGACCAAAGCAUUUCCUCGCCUCACGUAAAUGUGGAAACUUUUUAAAGGACCACAAAGAUGGGGCAGAAAAGCCCUGUUUGAUCCACAGGAGUUUGAAAGCUCAAAAGAAGAUGAAGCCUCCAGAUUCAACAGAUGUGUCACUGAAGAAGCAGGCUCUGCUUCUUGAAGAGGUGCAGAAGCUCAACAAAGAUAACGCUGAGAAAUCAAGCUACCAGCUCACCCCUCUGGAGAUGACUGUGCCCCCCAAAGACCAACAGCCUGAUUCUGCUGCUUGCAACCUGGUGGAAUACCUGCGUGAAGACUCCCAAGUGGCUUUGACAGAGAAACUCAAAGCUGCAGAGGCACUUAGUGAGGCAGAGGAAGUUGAUGAGGAGCCUGAGGAAAAAGCAGCAGUUACAGAGAAAGAAACCAAGCCUGAUGUGGAAGAUGUAGAGCAGCAAAAAGAAGAUGAAAAGCUCAAAGUCCAAGAGGAAUCACAGCAAGAGGGAGUUUCUGCAGAUGGAGUCUCAAAGGUCCCUGUUCCCCAUGAAGAUGAAAAGGAAGUGAUUUCUACCAGUGACAAUGACAAAGAUGCAAAACCAGAGACUGAAGAGCAUCAGAGUUUUGUGACCCAGGAGAAAUGUGUCCUGGAAGAAGACCCGACGAGCCAGGUGAUUCAGGAUGAGGAGGAUAGGAAAGAUGCCAGUGAGGAGGAUGAGGAGAAGACUGAAUCUGAGAGCUGGGCUAUCUUCAAAGCGGAUGGAGUGGAACUGCAGUUUAACCUCAAACAAAGAAUGGAGAGAAAGGAAAACGAUGAGGGGAAUGAUGAUGAAAAAAGGCAUUAUGAUGAGAAUGCUGAGAAGUUCUUCAUUGACACAACAGCUCCUGCAGUGGCUCCUUUCAAUCACCGCAUUGUGUCGGCCAAGCCCAACCAGAUCAGGAACUUCUACACCAUCAACUGGCAAGAGGUCCUGGGCGGAGGUCGUUUUGGCCAGGUGCACAAAUGUGUUGAGAAUUCCUCAGGUCUCACUUUGGCAGCGAAAGUCAUUAAAGCCAGGAGUCAGAAAGAAAAGGAGGUGGUGAAGAAUGAGAUCCAGGUCAUGAAUAAUUUGGACCAUGCCAACCUGAUCCAGCUCUAUGCAGCUUAUGAGUCAAGGAAUGACAUCAUCCUUGUACUUGAAUAUGUUGGUGGAGGGGAGCUGUUUGACAGGAUUAUUGAUGAAAACUACACUUUAAUGGAGCUGGACGCUGUGGUAUUCAUCAGGCAGAUCUGCGACGGCCUGCAGCACAUGCACAAAAUGUCCAUCCUGCAUCUGGACUUAAAGCCAGAAAACAUUCUGUGUGUGAGCAGAGUCACCAACAAAGUUAAGAUCAUCGACUUUGGUCUUGCCAGGAUAUAUAAACCAAGGGAGAAAUUGCGAGUGAACUUUGGUACUCCAGAGUUUCUUGCCCCGGAGGUCAUCAAUUACGACUUUGUGUCCUUUAACACAGACAUGUGGAGUCUCGGCGUCAUCACCUAUAUGCUUCUGAGUGGCCUAUGUCCUUUUCUCGGGGAUGAUGACAAUGAGACUCUUAACAACAUCUUGGCCUACUCCUCAUUACAAAUAAAAGUUGGAGGAUGGGAGCAAGUGAGGCAUUAA
Messenger RNA from Menidia menidia (Atlantic silverside), 2247 nucleotides. NCBI's taxonomy places the organism in Eukaryota, Metazoa, Chordata, Actinopteri, Atheriniformes, Atherinopsidae. The record is from the annotation of a GenBank genome assembly.